Molecule: messenger RNA, 2185 nt
Organism: Pelodiscus sinensis (Chinese soft-shelled turtle)
Lineage: Eukaryota; Metazoa; Chordata; Testudines; Trionychidae
Source: RefSeq, a predicted model, not a curated record
UGCCCCCUGCCGCUGCUCGUGAGGGGGGCCCCUGUCGUGGGCUUUGAGGAGGGGCCCUCCUCCCCGGAGACCCCUUCCGGGGCCCCGACGGACGGGCCGGACGCCACCUCCCCUGGUCACCCCGAAACGUCCCCCUCCGGCCGUCUCGCUCCCGAGAAAGUGCCGCCCACGGCCUCCGGGCCCGGGGACGCAGGGACGGCGAGCGGGUCCCCGAGCAGGCCCCCGGCUGGGCCCCCCGGGGCCCAGGAGAAGGGGCUGUGGGGCCUGACUCGCACCCAGAGCGCGGUGGUGGUGGCUGUCAUCACGCUGGGCUGCUUGGCGGUGCUGUGCACGCUGGUGGCGCUGGGCGCGUUCGGCUGUAAGAGGAGGGGCCGGGGGGGGCGGAGGCGAAGGAAGGGCCAGAACAAGGCCUAGGCCGGGGCGUGAAGCUCUGUGCGGAUUGCACUGGCGCUGCAGGGCCCCUCAUUCCCCCCAGCAUGUGGGGCUGGGAGAUGGGGGUCGGUCCUAUGGUCCCAGCAGGCCUUACAGCGCACACAAGGACUGAGCUAAAUUGCCUUCCUCGCAGACCCAGACUCCUCUCCCCUCCUGUGGCCUGGAGCCUGAGGCCUGCCCCACGGCAUCACCCUUGCCCCUCGGGCACCCCAUGGGCCCGGCCUUGGCACGCUGGAGGCACCAAAGGCUGAGGUAGAGCCCUGGGCGCUUGAGGGCUCACUAGCCCGCUCACUAGCCCAGCUCCAUCGCCCUCGUGGCAGGGAACAGCCCGGGUCUCUGCGCUCCCUGCUCCCAGGCUGGGGGCACGAAAUCAGCCCAAUUCAGACAAACCAGUGCCCUGCAGGGCAACUAUGGGGGGCACUGCGUGGAUACCACGGCACUGCGUGGGUAUUGUGGCCACCCUCGGCACUGCGUUGAUACCAUGGCACUGCGUGGGUAUUGUGGCCACCCUCGGCACUGCGUUGAUACCAUGGCACUGCGUGGGUAUUGUGGCCACCCUCGGCACUGCGUUGAUACCAUGGCACUGCGUGGGUAUUGUGGCCACCCUCGGCACUGCGUUGAUACCAUGGCACUGCGUGGGUAUUGUGGCCACCCUCGGCACUGCGUUGAUACCAUGGCACUGCGUGGGUAUUGUGGCCACCCUCGGCACUGCGUUGAUACCAUGGCACUGCGUGGGUAUUGUGGCCACCCUCGGCACUGCGUUGAUACCAUGGCACUGCGUGGGUAUUGUGGCCACCCUCGGCACUGCGUUGAUACCAUGGCACUGCGUGGGUAUUGUGGCCACCCUCGGCACUGCGUUGAUACCAUGGCACUGCGUGGGUAUUGUGGCCACCCUCGGCACUGCGUUGAUACCAUGGCACUGCGUGGGUAUUGUGGCCACCCUCGGCACUGCGUGGAUACCAUGGCACUGCGUGGGUAUCGUGGCCACCCUCGGCACUGCGUGGAUACCAUGGCACUGCGUGGGUAUCGUGGCCACCCUCGGCACUGCGUGGCCACUCAUGGCACUGUGUGGGUAUCGUGGCCACCCUCGGCACUGCGUGGCCACUCAUGGCACUGUGUGGGUAUCGUGGCCACCCUCGGCACUGCGUGGCCACUCAUGGCACUGCGUGGGUAUCAUGGCAACCCAUGGCACUGCGUGGAUACCACGGCACCACGUGGCCACUCACGGCACUGCUUGGCCACUCAGGAAAAGCGCAGAUGCUGGGCGCUGGAGCGGCUGUGGUCGGAGGGCUGGGCUGGGUUGGUGCGUGUCUGCAGUGCAGUACGGGGUGGGCAGGGGAGGGGGCUCCCAUUCCAGCACUACAUGCUGUUCAUUGUGGAGCAGAGACCUUCCUAUUUCUUCCCCUCUCGCCACCCCCGUCUCUAACCCUCCCAGCAGUGCCCAGUGUCUGCCUCUCCCCACGUGGCUAUGGGACCGCGCCCCCACUGCCAGUCCGGCUGGACCCCUCACCUACCGCUUCCAGAGCCAUCUCCCCUCUCGGGGGCCAGAGCCGACCCCUCCCCCAGUAGGGUCUCCUCGUGGCCUCGUGCGCCCCGUGCCGUCUGCACCCACGGUGUGUCUCGGUGAAUACUUAGCGUGUGCGCCCCACGGGGCAGGGACCUCGGUUUGCUCAGCCUUUGUACAGCGCCUUGCACAGUGGGAGUCUGGCUCGGGACCGUGGUUCUUAGCUCCCCAGCAGCAUGAACAAUACCA